Messenger RNA from Paramuricea clavata, 15376 nucleotides. The record is from the annotation of a GenBank genome assembly. Lineage: Eukaryota; Metazoa; Cnidaria; Anthozoa; Malacalcyonacea; Plexauridae.
AUGUCACAAUGCCCGUAUUGUGAGGGGCUCAAUGGUGAGGCACUGCAUGCUUGAGAAUAUAUCCUUCUGGAAAGUAUGUCACUUUGACCAUAGACCCUCGCGUCUUCGUGUAUGUAACAUUAGUUAGGGCCGAACAUCUCAACCAGGUGACAUACUUUCUGGGAUGGUGGAUUAAAAUUAUUUUUUCACACCGAUAACGUUUCAGGGCUCAAAAUAACGGGAGAUAGGUCUCCGGUUAACUUGAUUUUAGCUCGGUCAAAAUCUGUUUUUGACCGGUCAUUGAUACGCUUACACUAACAGUGAAACGAACUGUUAUAGAAACUUGUUUUGAUACAUUAUAGUUUCAUGUUUUAAUUCAAGACGUCGGCAAUCACAUUGGAAGGCAUGAAAAUGUGGCCGGUCAAAAUGACCGGUGAGAUAUUAAAAAAGUGGCCGGUUAAGAGGCAUUUUUGGCCGGCCAUUGCCCGUUGACCGGCCGUUAUUUUGAGCGCCGACGUUUAUACUAUCGUUUUGAGAUCGGUGGUGAAAAGCAGUUGUAAUUCUGGUCAAUUCUUUACUUCAGGUAACGUGAAGAAGACGGGAAUGAUGAAAAUAGUCCACGAGAAAUAUAAAUCGACAAAGAAGAUAUUACAUCCGGCCAUCUCUGAGUUUCGCGCCUCGUUCCAAAAUGCGCUUGAGCAUAACAAAGAGCUUGAACUACUCCUCGCCAAAGCACAGGUGAACGUCUUACUGUACCGGGUGUCCCAAAAAAAACUGGACACCGUUUCAUUUCAUGUACCGUAAAAGCUAUCGCAAUGAAAUAAAGAUCAUUGCAUUCAGAAAGGACUAACUUAGAUUUUGAUAUUUUACACUUGAAUUUACAUGCAACCAUAUCCAUAUAGUUAUAAUGUACGAGGUUCAAAUUCGUCUCUCUUUCUGCCAUGACCAAAUACCGAGUAUGGCAGAAAAUGUUUCCGAUAUAAUGGGGUUAAAAUCUGGAAUAGCAUUCCUGAACAAGUAAGAAACAGCGAAUGUUUAAAUUCUUUCAAUAGGAAUAUUUCCUCUGUUAGUCUAACGAAUUAGCUAUUUGACUAUUGUACCAUUUGUUUUGUAAUAUGUAUUUUGUAUUCGUAGUUCUUAAUAUUAUUAGCGAUUUUGUAUUUUAUAUAAUUUUGUAACAUAAAUGAUCUACGCCCCACCUGGAAAGCAGCUUCGGUUGAAGUGGCCAGCGUAGUGAAAUAAAGUUUUAUCCUAUCCUAUCCUAUCCUUGAGCGAGACACAACCAAAAUAGAAUAUUUAUUAUUUAACAAGUAUAACUACAUUGGUAAUUUUUAGGUUGUCUUAUGCUAAUUUUUCGCAUUUUCAAAAACAGUAGUUCAAUGUUCAAACAUCAAUAACGCAGUCAAUAUUGCAUGUAAAUUCAAGUGUUAUAUAUCAAAAUCUAAGUUAGUCCUUUCUGAAUACAAUGAUCUUUAUUUCAUUGCGAUAGCUUUUAAACUGUUACGAUAAAUGAAAUCAAACAGCGUCCAUAUACACAGUUUAUUCAGUAUGUUCAUGAUAUUUUUUUACUGAAUUCAAUUGUUUUCUGGUUUUAGGAAAUUUUAAAUCCAUUGAGAAUUUUAACACUUUUCAGAGAUAUUCUUGACGAGGUUCGAAUAUACUGUAUAUAUUUAUUUUUAACAGACGAAACUUUGUAUAUUUAAUAUAGAUGAAACUUUCCCAAUAAUUUUGCGUAUUUUAUGUCAAUUCUAACUUUCCUCCCAGGAUUGUCCACUGUUUGGUAUGCUACCCCGUGUGUCUCGUCCUGAGGAUCUUAUUCUCUCGAGAAUUGUCGUUCCACCAGUCUGCAUCAGGCCUUCUGUUGUCAGUGAUCUUAAAGCUGGCAGGUUAGUUUGAUUGUACACAUGUAAUAACGCACAAGUUGUAACAAACCUGUAGCGGACUUAAUGUAGCAAUGCUGUUCCAACAACUUGUCAACAGGAUGUGUUCGCGCUUGUUUGUUCCCAGCUUGCUACAAGGUUGUUGAGCUCAACUCAACAGACUUGUUAAAAGUUGUCUCAACAACUUGUUAUCGUCCUAGCUGCAAUUCAACAAUUUGUCAAAAAGUUGUGAGUGACAACCUUGUAGCAACUUGAUAAAAUAACAGCAUUGUUACAACUUGUUGACAAGCUUGCUACAAGCCUGUUGUGAACACAUCUUGUUGACAAGUUGUGAGUGACAACCUUGUAGCAACUUGAUAAAAUAACAGCAUUGUUACAACUUGUUGACAAGCUUGCUACAAGCCUGUUGCGAACACAUCUUGUUGACAAGUUGUGAGUGACAACCUUGUAGCAACUUGAUGAAAUAACAGUAUUGUUACGACUUGUUGACAAGCUUGCUACAAGCCUGUUGUGAACACAUCUUGUCAGGACAAGUUGUGAGAUUUUUACUUGUGUGGUGAGUACCAUAGAUUGUUUUUUUCUCCUGCAGUAAUGAGGAUGAUGUGACCAUGAAAUUAACUGAGAUUAUUUUUCUUAACGACGUCAUACGAAAGCAUCGUUCUGGUGGUGCUAAAAUACAAAUGAUCAUUGUGAGUUUCAAUAAUGUAUUUAAUAAAAAUACAGUUGAAGUUACGACCAAUAAUUGCAUUAUUAAAACUACAGUGGCCAAGCUAACCAUAGCAGCUGGUCAUGCUGUGCAGAUUUUUAAAUAUUUGUCUUAUUCAAACAUAUAGAAAUCUAUUGUCUUUGGUGCAAGUUUAUUAGCAUAACAUGACCAGUUAUCAUGGCUAGCUUGGCCACUGUGGAACUACAAGGAAACCUUGUGAUGAUUUGUGUUGAAUAUGAUAUUUGUGUUUUAUUAUACAAUUAGGAAGAUUGGGACUUUCUACAACUGCAAUGUGCUCUUUAUAUCAACAGCGAAACCACUGGUAUCCCUUUAAGUAUGCAGGUAUCCCCAUAUAUAGUUAGUAUUUUUAAUAUUAAUAUUGUAUUUAUGUAAACCAAAACACAUGGUCGCACUGAGCAUUAUUCUUCCUGGAAGUCAACAAGAAUCAACUGUGAUUCGUCCAGUAUUCUCAAUGGACUGCGCUGUUUGAUGGAGUCAACUGACUCAUCCUCACACACAUGACUGCGAGGCUGAACAAUAAUCAGGCAACUGCGUAGUAUAGGAAUAGGAGUGAACCCUGAUCACAGAGGCGAAAGAAACAUCUACUUCUCAUUUUUCAGCCCAAGAAAGCCACAAGAGGCUUCGUACAAAGAUUGAAAGGAAAACAAGGUCGUUUCCGUGGCAAUCUGUCUGGGAAACGUGUAGAUUUCUCUGGACGAACUGUCAUCUCACCUGAUCCUAAUCUGCGUAUUGACCAGGUAGAUCAUUUCACAUUUAACUUACUACAGUAUUAGGAUGGUGUUGCUGUUGGUGGUAGUGAUAAUCAGAUGGUGGUAGUGAUGAUGAUGCUGCUGACGCCAUUUUCACGUCGAUUUUGACGCCAUUUUCACGUCGUCUUUGAUGUCCGCGUCCUCGAUCUAAAUCUGUCUUAUGAUGAUUGUGGAGGAGAUUGUUAUUUAUUUAUUUAUUUGUUUUACAUUCAAGGUUGCUGUUCCCAUACAUGUUGCAAAGAUUUUGACAUACCCAGAAAAGGUGAAAGCAUUGAUUGAAAUGCAUUGAUUUCAUCGUGAACAGAAUGACCCAAUUUUUUUUUUCAUUUGAAUCAGGUGACAAGAGCCAACAUACAUUUCAUGAGGAAACUGGUUGAGAACGGCGCCACCCAACAUCCGGGAGCGAAUUUUAUUGUACAGCAAAACACGAAGAUUAAGAAGUACGAAGAUGUGCUUGGGCAAAAAAAAAUAUGUGGGUUUCCGGUUUCCCGACCCUACCUAGCUUUUGGACGUCGAAAUUCCGACCCUAAACUUUUUUAUUGGAUCAUGCUUGUAAGUGUUUCCACUUAGAGGAAAAAGCUUGUGGAAAAUUGAAAUUUGAGGCAAUAUUAGGGAAAUUUAUCUUUGGAUGUGGAAGCACUGACUAAACAAAAUGGCGUCCGUUUGUUAGGAAAAUUAAAAAAAAAAGUUAAAACCGACCUACCCUACCUAAGUUUUUAUAAGAAGAAACCGGAAACCCACAUAUUUUUUUUGGCCUUGUUAGAGUUUCGCAAAGUUUUCGCAUUUGUACAAUGUUGUUUUAUCAUAUUUAUAAAACCGUUUUUCCUCUUCAACCAUAUCGUAACAUGUGUCGUAGCUUUUUCUUUUGUGUCGAAGUAAUUAGGUCAGUUUCAAGGCCCACACAGACCGGACGCGAUUUGGCAACGCGACGCGAAUUUUCAAUUUUCAAUGACAUUUAACUUUAAUGUUUUUCUAUGUUUUUCAAAUAUUCGGAACCACUUAAGCUAUUCUAGCUAUUUGGUCUGCAUAUCUUGUAAUUUUUUUAUCCGUUGACGGUUUUAUUUGUUUUUAAAAAAUGAAAAUUCGCGUCGCGUUGUCGAAUCGCGUUCCGUCUGUAUGGGCUUUAACUGUACAGAAAAAAUAGGCUACGAAAAACUACUUUUAUCCUCUAAUUGUUUAGGUUUCUUAAGUAUGGAAACAGACAGUUGAUUGCCAAAGAUUUAAGGGUAAUGAUUAAAUGUGAAAUGUGGUAAAAAAGUAUGGGUUAUAAAGUCGGUCGGUAUCAGUUUGGCAGAGACUGCAGUGUGAAAGGAUAUACAACUACCCGAAAAAUAUAUGCACUUUGUUGGGAAGCACUGCGAUCAUUGCCAAUGAUGAAUUAGUUUCUGUUGUUUUAUUUUACAGAUUGGUGAUACAGUGGAGCGACAUAUGAUUGAUGGUGAUGUUGUCUUGUUUAACAGGCAACCGUCACUGCAUAAACUGAGUAUUAUGUGUCACUUUGUAAGUAUUGUACGCCGCUCUUCCUUGAAAUCGAGUGAGGAUCAUUCUUUAUAUUGAUCUGAUAUUAUUACAGGAGGAAACCUAAACUAAACUAUCGUUAUUUAUACUGGAUUGUUCUUGUUUCACAGGCUGUUGUGAAACCGCACAGGACAUUUCGUUUCAAUGAAUGUGUGUGUACACCUUAUAACGCCGAUUUCGAUGGAGAUGAGAUGAACCUACAUUUACCUCAGACUGAGGAGGCCAAGGCCGAGGCUCUCACUUUGAUGGGUGUAAGUAUUCCUGUUUAUAGCAGGUGGAUUAUGCUGAGGGUAAAACAGAGGUUUUGAGUUAAGGUUACAGGAUACCCUUUUUGGCGUUUUGUGGAAAAUCGCUACUGCGCGCUCAAAAUCAGUCCGAUUUUCAUCAAAUUUUCACCAAAUGUUAGCAAGUGCAUGCAAAAUAUGAUAAAGUUGUAAAAUGUACAAACAAAAUAAUGUAAGAAUUAUUCAGAAAAAUCUUAAGUCGCGGUACCUUUACGCUUUUGAGUUAUGUUCCUGCUGGUUUUAAGAUAUAUUUAUGAAAAUAUCAUUUUUAUACAGUAAAAUAGUUGUUCUAAAAAAUUGUGUUCGGAAAUUUUUGUUUAUUUCGUCAUUCCGCUGAUAUGGCGAUUUCUUUGACGACUGCGAUAUAUUUCUGAAUCGUUUGUGUGAAUUGCUCCUUAUUAUUAAAAUAUCCAAAAGUAGAACAAAGCCGAACACAAUUUUGAAACUGACGUCUUUAGCUAUGUCCUGUGAAAAUUUGAGAAAAAUUUGUUAAAACCCGCAGGAGCACAACUCGUUUAAAAAUCAGUAAUUGCCGUAAAAUUCUUCGGGAGAAAAUUGAAUUACAUUUUCAAUGUUUUUCUUAUUGCAAGCGAAAUGUAUUUUAUUAAAUAACUCUGCGAGUUUUCAACAUUUUUCGUCCAAACUUGGUCAGAUAGUAGAACUAGUCUAAUGCUUUCAUGGAAACCAAUAAAAAAAUUUUAGGCAAAAUUAACACUCAAAGGUGUUCUGUAACCUUAAUAUUUGUUGUAGGUGAAGUCAAAUCUUGUCACACCUCGCAAUGGAGAACCUCUGAUUGCUGCCAUCCAAGACUUUAUUACUGGUGAGUAAACCACCCCCAACUCCCUCACGGACUAUUUUCAGUUCCAGUUUUGAAAACUUAAAAGUUGGCGUUUUAUUUUUAGGUGCGUACCUUCUGACUCAGAAGGAUGUGUUCUUGGACAGAGGUCACAUGACACAGUUGUGUGCCGCCAUGUUGGCGGGCAAAGACGGAGAUAUGAAGAUAAAUCUUCCUCCGCCCGCCAUUUUUAGGGUUAGUCAGUUAAUAAGGUUAUCUUGAAUGCAUAGCUCUUGUAGCUCUAACAGUUCUAAAUUUGUAAUAGAAGCCGCCACAUCCUAAGACUAUCAAAAGAAAGCCAAAAUUCUACAUACACCAGUUCUUCAACUGGACAAUUCUACCAACAAAAUCCCUCAUUCUUCUCUUUCUUUAGCCUGUGAAACUGUGGACUGGCAAACAGGUGUUCAGCGUGUUGUUGAAGUCUCACCGGGAAGCCGCUUCCGUGAAGAUGAACUUACGAGUGAAAGGAAAACAGUACAGUAGCGGCGAGGACAUGUGCAAGAAUGAUUCAUGUGAGAUUCAAACCAAACUAACCUUAUUUAUACUGGGUAGCUCCAUCAGUUCUAAACUGUUCUCCCUAGAGGUGCAGUAAGGAUCAUCUCUUAUUGAUCCAGUGUUACUACAUGAGGAAACCUAAACUAAACUAACUUUAUUUAUACUGGAUAGCUCUAUCAGUUCUAAACUGUUCUCCACAGAGGUCCAGUAAGGAUAUCUUUUAUUGACCCAGUGUUACUGCAGGAGGAAACCUAAACUAAACAAACUUUAUUUAUACUGGAUAGUUCUAUCAGUUCUAAACUGUUCUCCCUAGAGGUCCAGUAAGGAUCAUCUCUCAUUGAUCCAGUGUUACUACAGGAGGAAACCUAAACUAACUUUAUUCAAUUUCAAUUCCAGUUGUAGUAAUUCACAACAGUGAACUGAUGUGUGGCGCGCUGGACAAAGCAGUUUUGGGAUCUGGAUCCAAAAACAACGUGUUUUACGUUCUGUACCGUGACUUUGGAGAACAGGUGUGACGUCAUUAAAACAAGAAGCAACUUUUUGAAAUUUUUCUUUCAUAAUUUUUCUUAAGCGAAUUUCAUAUUCAUGUUUGUUUUUUUUUACAUUAGUUUGCCGCUGAUGCUAUGUGGAAAGUUGCUCGAAUUUGCCCUUUCUUUUUGUGUAAGCUUUACUUUUCUUUCUAUAGCGUGAGGGUUUGUACCAUUUGAAUGACAAAUAUUGUCCCUUAUUUAGCGAACCGAGGAUUUUCAAUCGGUAUUGGAGAUGUGACACCCGGACUUGGCUUAUUGAAAGCCAAGGACGAGCUAUUAAAUUGUGGUUAUAAGAAAUGCGACGAAUUUAUUCAGGAUUUCAAAGAAAGCAGAUUGCAGACUCAGCCAGGUUGCUCUGAAGAGGAGACGUUAGAGGUCAGUUAGCACGCUGCUGUUUAUCUCUGGCUUAAAGGACAUUGGCAAUAAAAAAAAUAAGUCUGUCUCAUUCAAAAGAACUCUUAAAAUUAUAUAUUAAACUUCAUUACCGAUUUGUCGUACCUUGCUUAGUUCUCGAAAUGUUUAGACCGAAAUUAAUGAGCUUUCCGCCAUCUUGGACUAAUUCUUGACCUCGUUAACUAUGGUUUUGAUGACGUCAGGAGUUGGGUUAACCAUAUAAACUACUCUGAAAUGACCGAGUAACAAUCCAAAAUUGUAUGAAAUGUUUUUAAUCAUUUCUAAAUUUCAGACAGCAACCAGAGACGAAGUUUUGGACCCAUAUUGAUCGCUUACUCUCAAGAUAAAAAAAUUAGCGUGACCCCUCUCUUGACGUAACAUGCAUAUCCUCAAUAAUCCAAGAUGGCGAACAGCUCACUUUUUUCAGUCGAAAUAUUUUGAAAACUAAGCAAGAUAUAAACAAUAUGUAAUAUGAGUUUUUGUAAUGAGAGUUCUUUCAUAUGAACUAAACUAAUUUUUUAUUGCCAAUGUCCUUUAAGCCCACUAUUGUAGGUCGACAAGUUCACGACGUGUGUUUUGACGUUAAAAUUGUUUAGGCUGUCAUUCUUGGUGAACUUUCUGUGAUUCGAGACCACGCGGGCAAGGCCUGUCUUCGCGAGCUACACAAAUCUAACAGUCCGUUAACAAUGGCUGUCUGUGGAUCUAAAGGUACAAUAAGGGUUAAGGAAGGUGAAGAGGUGAUCCUUACUGGACCUCUAGGAAGAACAGUUUAGAACUGAUAGAGCUAUCCAGUAUAAAUAAAGUUAGUUUAGUUUAGGUUUCCUCCUGUAGUAACACUGGAUCAAUAAGAGAUGAUCCGUACUGGACCUCUAGGAAGAACAGUUUGGAACCGAUAGAGUUAUCCAAUAUAAAUAAAGUCAGUUUAGUUCAGGUUUCCUCAUGUAGUAACACUGGAUCAAUAAGAGAUGACUCUCACUGGACCUCUAGGAAGAACACUUUCCAACCGAUAGAGCUAUCCAGUGUAAAUAAAGUUAGUUUAGAUAAGUUGUCUUCAACAUCAUUGUUACAUAUUGUCCUCUAGGAUCAUUUAUCAAUAUUUCUCAAAUGAUCGCGUGUGUGGGUCAGCAAGCUCUCUCGGGGAAACGUACUCCAGAUGGAUUUGAAAGUCGAUCCUUGCCUCAUUUUCGGAAGUUCGGUAUGUUAGAGCUGUGUUUUGAUUUUUUGUGUUAGAAAACUGUGCUAGCGUAUAUCUGACUUGUUUUUGUGGCUUUUUAGCCAAGUUUCCAGGUGCCAAAGGAUUUGUGAAGAAUAGUUUUUACUCUGGGUUGACGCCAACAGAGUUUUUCUUUCACACCAUGGCUGGACGAGAAGGUUAGCUUGCUGUCUCUCACUGCUGCUGAGCGAAACAUGAUUAAGACACUAUUCUACUUUAUUUGCUAACCUAACUGUCAUUGUAUCAUUCUAGGUUUGGUUGAUACAGCGGUAAAAACGGCCGAAACUGGAUACAUGCAAAGACGUCUUGUCAAGGUAAAGUGACAAGAAGCAAUUUCCAUAGACAGAAAAAAAAAACACAAUGGAAAUUAUUACACAAUAUUUGCAUGAAGGGUACAUAUUUGGAUCUAUUUUUCUUUAGUCAUUGGAGGACUUAUCAAUCCAGUAUGAUAUGACAGUAAGAAAUUCAGUCGGUGAUAUAGUUCAGUUUGUGUAUGGCGGAGAUAGCCUGGACCCGGCUUCCAUGGAGGGAAAGGAUAGACCUGUUGAUUUUGAUCGCAUUUUGGCACAUGUUCAGGUAAAUAAGGAUCAAUAAGAGAUGAUCGUUACUGGACCUCUACGAAGAACAGUUUAAAACUGAUAGAGCUAUCCUGUAUAAAUAAAGUUAGUUUAGUUUAGGUUUUCUCCUGUAGUAACACUGGAUCAAUAGGAGAUGAUCCUUACUGGACCUCUAGGAAGAACAGUUUAAAACAGAUAGAGCUAUCCAGUAUAAAUAAAGUUAGUUUACUCGCAACUGAUCUCUAUGAAUGUAUGUCCACAGUCAUUCGUGCCUGAUCAUGAAUCGUGUGUUUUGUCGGCUGUGGAAAUCAAAGACCAGACGAACUCUAUACUCAAUCAAGAGAAGUUUCAAGCUUGCAGCGAGGAGUACAAGAAAGGACUAAGGUUAUUGUUUGGAGUAUAUGCAUGUUUACAAAAAUAUAUAUAGCUAUGAAUGGUUUCACUAAGCACUAUCGCGCCCUGGUCAAACGAGAACAAGAGUUGCAUGAGAGUUGAGAAGCGAGAGUUUACAUGAGAGUUUUCUCAACUCUCAUGCCCCGGUCAAACGAGAACGAGAGUUGCAUGAGAGCUGAGAAGCGAGAGUUUACAUUAGAGUUUUCUCAACUCUCAUGCCCUGGUCAAACGAGAACAAGAGUUGCAUGAGAGUUGAGAAGCGAGAGUUUGCAUCAGAGUUUUCUCAACUCUCAUGCCCCGGUCAAACGAGAACAAGAGUUGCAUGAGAGUUGAGAAGCGAGAGUUUGCAUCAGAGUUUUCUCAACUCUCAUGCCCUGGUCAAACGAGAACAAGAGUUGCAUGAGAGUUGAGAAGCGAGAGUUUGCAUCAGAGUUUUCUCAACUCUCAUGCCCUGGUCAAACGAGAACAAGAGUUGCAUGAGAGUUGAGAAGCGAGAGUUUGCAUCAGAGUUUUCUCAACUCUCAUGCCCUGGUCAAAACGAGAACAAGAGUUGCAUGAGAGUUGAGAAGCGAGAGUUUGCAUCAGAGUUUUCUCAACUCUCAUGCCCUGGUCAAAACGAGAACAAGAGUUGCAUGAGAGUUGAGAAGCGAGAGUUUGCAUCAGAGUUUUCUCAACUCUCAUGCCCUGGUCAAACGAGAACAAGAGUUGUUAAGAAGCGAGAGUUUGCAUGAGAGUUUUCUCAACUCUCAUGCCUCGGAGAAUUCACUGGACAGUACCAGUCGCACAAACAAAACCUCUCAUCAAAAUUUGACUACAUGAUUUUUUUCUGACAGGAAAUUUACGAACAAGCUGAGUGACAAAGUCGCGAAUUUACACUCCCGAUAUGGAUUAAGUUUUGUCAAAGAGAAGUAAGUGAUUAAAGGCAAACUUUUAAAUGCGACUAACCCCAAAUAUAAUUUUUGGUAUAUGUGUAAUAUCUGGGUCAUUCUGACAAGAAAUGUAAUGUAUCUUUAUAGUAGAAAACCUCAUCUUGACUCAACUUUUUCACUGUCAAAGGGAACAAAACAAAGGAAAACGAAUUUGCAAAUCGUGAAAAAGUUGAUGAAGAUGAGGGUAUUUUUACUAUAAAGAUACAUUACAUUUCUUCUUCGAAUGACCCAAAUAUUACACGUACCAAAAAUUAUAUUUGUGGUUUGUCACACUUUAAAGUGCCUAUGACACGAAAUUUCACCCCAAAGGUUUAUGGUUGCAUUGUAAAGAUCACUUAAAAUGACUUAAUAAUUUCUUUUAUAGAAUUUUGGUAACUUGCUCCCUUUUCAAGAUAUUCAACAUUGUUUCAUAUGCAAAUAUCACCGGUGUGACAUCACAUCGCAUAAUGAGGUUUCAGAAAAGUAUAGUUUUCUUCACGAAUACGUAUCUAAAAAACUUAAAAAUUGCUCUUGUGUAUGUAUUAAUGUCAUAACUGGUAAUUAACCCUUUGUAUUUGUUUGUAAAAAUAUUUUAUCAAGGUAAAAUAUUGCGUUUUCAAAAUGUCAUUAUGCGAUGUGAUGUCACACCGGUGAUAUUUGCAUAUGAAACAAAGUUGAAUAUCUUGCAAAGGAAGCAAGUUACCAAAAUUCUAUAGAAGAAAUUAUUAAGUCAUUUUAAGUGAUCUUUACAAUGCAACCAUAAACAUUUGGGGUGAAAUUUCGUGUCAUAGGCACUUUAAGUAUAUUGUCUCUGAUCUGACUCAGGUAAACCAAAUUGAAUAAGCUAAAGCAACUUUAGUUGUAAUGAAUAGCUCUGUAACUCUACAUAUUUAUUUUUAUAUCGUAUCUUUUCCCUGUGUAGAAUGAAUACUGAAAUGAAAGCAAUGAGACUAGGAUUUGGUAUGUAUAUACUUACCGUGUAUCCUCGCCCUACGGCUUCCGCAGAUAACACAACCUCGUUCUUGACUUCAUAAUAGCGACGCUUUAACUAGUAAAGUCUACGGACGUCAGAUUGCCGGGGGGGGGGGAGAGACUGGAUUAAAAACUGCAUAUGACAAAACAUGGUGGCAUAUUGCACUUGUCAUAUCUUCGAAACGAGUUCGGUGACCCAAUAUUUUUUUCUGUUUUUACCAUGAGCAUAUCAUAAACUUUGCCCCUAGGAAGUUUCAGCAAAUUCUCAUUUCCAGAACAAUUAGUGAUGAAUCACGAUUUUGACCCUCACUAAUCUUUAGGAAUCUUGCACACAAAAGCUAAAAGGAAUGGUUGUAAGCACAACAUAAAACAAUAACAAAUACAAAAACAUGUACAGAAGUCUGGAUGGUUGAGAUUGGGCUAGGAUUGAGAUGGAUUGUAAAUGACAUCUUGAUUAAUUGUUGGCAGACACUUUUUCAAGUUUAGGUCAAUUUGUAUGAAAACGUCGUCUUACAUGCUGUGUGGAAGUUCAAAGUUGUUGAAUAUGACUCGUAUAUCAUAACUGAACCUAUUUACAAUGUUUAUUUUCAAAUUCACAGUUCAGACUUUGAAUAAAAUACAUUUUUGGUCGAAUAUUGGUGACACUGCCCCUUUAAGCUCGCUAAUAGUACAAAUACGCCAUCAGACCAACUAUCAUGGGUGCGUCAUGAAAUUUUGUUUUUUCCCGUAGCUGUAGAGUGGGUAUCGCGCUGUACUUCACUACAACUGCGAAGGUUUUUUGACAUUUGUCAUGAGAAGUUUAUGAAAGCGAAGAUUGAGCCAGGUACAGCUGUUGGGGCCGUGUGCGCGCAGAGCAUCGGAGAGCCUGGUACCCAGAUGACAUUGAAAACUUUUCAUUUCGCUGGGGUUGCAUCUAUGAAUAUCCUUUUGUACUAAUGUUUCAUUGUUCGUAUGGUGUUUUGUCGUAAAAGCUAACAAGUUGUAACAAACCUGCAGCAGACUUGUAGCGAUGCUGUUCCAGCAACUUGUCAACAGGAUGUGUUCGCACUGCUUGUUCCCAGCUUGUUAACAAGUUGUCAACGGCUUGUUGACAACUUGCUACAAGGUUGUUGAGCUCAACAGACUUGUUACAAGUUGUUCCAACAACUUGUUAUCGUCCUGCAAUUCAACAAUUUGUCAACAAGUUGUGAGUGACAACCUUGUAGCAACUUGAUAAAAUAACAGCAUUGUUACAACUUGUUGACAAGCUUGCUACAAGCCUGUUGGGAACACAUCUUGUUGAUAAGUUGUGAAAUUUUUACGUGUGUAGUUGAUUAGUCAGCUGUUGAUGAAUAUUUCCUUGACGUCUUCUCACACAUCACUCUGGGUGUACCGCGAAUCAAGGAGAUCAUCAACGCGUCCCGUUCCAUCAGCACGCCGAUCAUAUCAGCUGGUCUCGUUAACGAAUCAGAUCCUGACAUAGCGCGUGUUAUCAAGGGGAGACUGGAGAAAACUACUCUGGGAGAGGUGAGAGUCAGGGAGGGGGGCGAAGGAUGUAAGCUUGGGUGGUCGGAUGUGCAGUAUUCGGAGAAUUUGACCGUACAUUUGAAUAUUGAACAACAUGAUUUUUUCUGUGUUGGUGUAAUGUACUUAGGUGAAUAUGAUGCUUGUGAUGUUACUCUGAGUGUAUAUCCACACCGGGCAAGCUUGAAAAAUAUGCCUGUCUACGGUGGGAAUCGAACCUACGACCUUUGGAAUACAGAGCAUUGGGCUAGUAUUCCAAAGGUCGUAGGUUCGAAUCCCACCGUGGACAGGCAUAUUUUUCAAGCUUGCCCGGUGUGGAUAUACACUCAGAGUAACAUCACAAGCAUCAUUAAACAACAUUUCAAAAUCUCAAAUGAUAGAUAAGGAAGUAUGGUAUGGUGAUUCCUUAAAGGGAAAUGUCAUUAUAAAUUUUUAUUUUCUCUUUUUAUUAACUUCUUUUACCGAUUUUUCAUAUCUUGCUUAGUUCUUGAAAUAUUUUCACAUGAAGUAAUGAGAUGUCCGCCAUCUUGGAUAAAUGUUUGAUCUCAUUAACGGUAGUUUUGGUGACGUCACAACAGGGAUUAAUCAUAUAAAAGUAUUUGUUGCUGACCAAAUAUUGAUUGGUAGAUGUUUUAAAGGUUUUGAGUGAUCUUGAUAUUUCGAAGGGCGUGCAGAGUAUAGUUUUGAGUGCAAAAUGAUUAGUGGUUGUCUAGAUAAAAAUAUUGCGUGAUCCCUGUUGUGACGUGACAUGCAUAUCUACAAAAAUUGAAGAUGGAGGACAUUUCAUUCCUUUUAAUCAAAAUAUUUGUAGAAGUAAGCAAGAUAUGAAAACAUGGUGAAAGAGUAUUAUAUAUAGUCGUAAAAGUUCUUUCAAAUGAGAAAAUAAAAAAUAUAUUGCCAUUUCCCUUUAAGAUUCUUGGUCAAAUAUUUCUCUAGAUCCCACAUUUUUUGUUUCAUUUCAUUUUCUAGGUGACAGAAUAUGUCGAGGAAGUAUUUGCUCCGGAGAAUUGUUUUCUGUUUAUCAAGUUGGAUUUGAAUCGCAUAAGACUUUUGAAGGUAAUGGGAUGCUUUUGCCAAAUUUUAUGUAAAAACCGCACAACUUGUCAACAAGAUGAGUUCGCAACAGGCUUGUAGCAAGCUUAUCAAGUUGCUACAAGGUUGUCACUCACAACUUGUUGACAAAUUGUUGAAUUGCAGGACGAUAACAAGUUGUUGGAACAACUUGUAACAAGUCUGUUGAGCUCAACAACCUUGUAGCAAGUUGUCAACAAGCCGUCGACAACUUGUCAGCAAGUUGGGAACAAGCAGUGCGAACACAUCCUGUUGACAAGUUGUUGGAACAGCAUUGCUAAAAGUCUGCUGCAGGUUUGUUACAACUUGUGCAUUUUUACCUGUGUAGACUAUAGACAUUUUGCAAGGUUAUUUAAACAUACAUUGAAUAUUUUUCGUUCAUAGUUGGAAGUGAACACAGAAACGAUUAUAUUUUCAAUUUGUACUGCACCAAAACUUAAAGUGAAACGCCAGGUAUGCCAGCACGAUCCAAACUGUACAAGAUAAUUCAAUGAUACCACAAAUAGUCUUAUGAUGUUCAUUCGUUUGUUUUCAAUCUUUGUUACAGCACAUUCAUUCUCUAAGUCGCUCGACUAUCUGUAUUUACCCUCAAGAAAACAACAAAAGUUCCUUACAUUUCGUCAUGCAGACCCUGAAGAAAUCUUUGCCAAACGUUGUGAUUAAGGUGCGCAAUUUAAAUAAACCAAUUAAAUUACUUUAUAAAAACUGGGUAGAUCUAUCGGUUUUAAACUGGUCUUUGAGCUUCAGUAAAGCUUAUCUCUCGUUGAGUGAGUCGAGUGUUACUACAUGAGGAAUCCUAAAGUAAACUAACUUUAUCUAUACUAGAUAGCUUUAUCAGUUCUAAACUGUUUUUCCUAGAGGUCCAGUAAGGAUCAUCUCUUAUUGAUCCAGUGUUACUGCAGGAGGAAACCUAAACUAAACUAACUUUAUUUAUACUGGAUAGCUCUAUCAGUUCUAAACUGUUCUUCCCAGAGGUCCAGUAAGGAACAUCUCUUAUUGAUCCAGUGUUACUACAGGAGGAAACCUAAACAAACUAACUUUAUACUAGAUAGCUCUAUCAGUUCUAAACUGUUCUUCCCAGAGGUCCAGUAAGGAUCAUCUCUUAUUGAUCCAGUGUUACUACAGGAGGAAACCUAAACUAAACUAACUUAACUGUUGUAACACUGUUGUUUUUUCGCCCCAGGGAAUGAAGGGCGUGGCACGUGCCAUUAUUCACGUGGAUGAAGAAAAAUCUCAGGCUGGUCAGGAAAAAUAUAAACUGUUGGUUGAAGGAAAUGACUUACGUGGUGUCAUAGCAACCGUAGGUAAGUCGUGUGAGGCAUGGGUCGAGUUAAGAAACCGCAGCAGUGGUUUGUCCUUGGAGUGCUAG